GAUAAUUUUAGAUUUCUAACAAAAUUAUCAUUUCAGAUAAUCGUAUUGCUUCCCCUCAAAGAGUUGGAUAAUAAAAGCCUUCACUUCUUUUAAUGUGGUGAUACAAUAAUUACAUGGGCCACAGGUAAGUGACUAGAUCCACUAAUUUAAAUAUAUUAGAUGAAAUCCACAUCAUAAAUGAGUUUGAGGCCAUUUAAGAUAGUUUUCAUUAGUGCUUAUCUGAUAUAGAAGAUUACAAUAGGAAAAUUUUGGAUUUUAUUUAGACAUCCCUUUUGGGUGUCGAUUUGAUAAGAAGUAAGUGAC
Molecule: messenger RNA, 303 nt
Organism: Paramecium octaurelia
Lineage: Eukaryota; Ciliophora; Oligohymenophorea; Peniculida; Parameciidae
Source: the annotation of a GenBank genome assembly